AUGGCUACUAUUAGACCUUUUAAGUUAUUCGAUUUAUUAGAAUACAACAAUAUUAAUCUUGAUAUUCUAACUGAAACUUUUAAUACAUUAUUUUAUGGCAAAUAUAUUGCUAAAUGGCCCGAAUAUUGCAUCACAUAAGUAAAUUGCACAGGAAGAUUUUAAUCUUAUCUUUUAGGAAAAGUUGAAGGUGACAAAGGUGAUAACAAUAAAAAAAACUGGCAUGGUCACGUUACUGCUAUAACAGUUGCCCCAGACUCUAGAAGAUAAGGAAUAGCAAGAUUUUUGAUGGACUACCUUGAAUAAGUCACAGAAAAACAUGAUGGUUGGUUUGUAGAUUUGUUUGUAAGACCAUCAAAUAAAAUAGCAGUAGGAAUGUACAGAGCCCUAGGGUAUGAUGUAUAUUAAACUGUAAACAAGUAUUAUAGUUCAUAGCAUGGUAAAUCAGAGGAUGCAUAUGACAUGAGAAAAAGUAUGAAAAAAGAUGUUGACAAAGUAACGAUGAAACCAACUGGCAAAAGAAUAUAACCUGAGGAUUUAGAAUUCCAUUGA
Molecule: messenger RNA, 549 nt
Organism: Tetrahymena thermophila SB210
Lineage: Eukaryota; Ciliophora; Oligohymenophorea; Hymenostomatida; Tetrahymenidae
Product: amine-terminal acetyltransferase
Exons: 6
Biological process (GO): N-terminal peptidyl-methionine acetylation
Cellular component (GO): NatB complex
Molecular function (GO): protein-N-terminal amino-acid acetyltransferase activity
Source: RefSeq, a predicted model, not a curated record